Funneliformis geosporum is the source of this 591-nucleotide messenger RNA. The record is from the annotation of a GenBank genome assembly. NCBI's taxonomy places the organism in Eukaryota, Fungi, Glomeromycota, Glomeromycetes, Glomerales, Glomeraceae.
AUGGUUUUAAAAGAAAGCCAUGAAAAAACCUUGAAAGAUUUGAAAAAAAGAAUUAACGAUUUAGAUCAAAGUAAAAAGGAAGCUGACGAGAAAAAUCUAUCACUACUCUCCUUUUUAUGUAAUGAAAUAGGCAGUAAGGAUUUAGAUAAUUUAAGAGAAUUAUUAGCAGGAAAGAAGCUUAUUGAGUUAUUAUCAGAACUAGAUGACCAUGAGCAUCGUAUUCAAAGUUUAAAUGAUGCUUUAAUACAAAAAGGAGAAGAAUUAUCAAACUUAAGAUCUCGAUUCAAAAAGUCAGAAGAAAUGGUUGAAGAGCGAAAAAUAGAAGUCAAAACCAAGCAAGUAAUUAUUAAUUAUCUAGAAAAUAAGAUUAAAGACCAAGAGGUAGAAUCUAUCACCAAACAAAAAGUUGUUGAUGAUUUAGAAGAAAUCAUUAGAGAGAAUGAAACAAAAUUCAAAGUCAAUCAAGUAACUAUUAUCGAUUUAAAAAAAAAUAUUAGAGAACUAGAGGAGAAAACCAGAGCCAAGCAAGAAACGAUUGAUGAUUUAGAAGAAAAGUUUAUAGAAGUAGAAGAAAAGUCAAACAUAAGCUAG